Molecule: messenger RNA, 994 nt
Organism: Aedes aegypti (yellow fever mosquito)
Lineage: Eukaryota; Metazoa; Arthropoda; Insecta; Diptera; Culicidae
Product: trypsin-3
Exons: 2
Coding region: 1-981 (326 amino acids)
Biological process (GO): proteolysis
Molecular function (GO): serine-type endopeptidase activity
Source: RefSeq, a predicted model, not a curated record
AUGAAUUUCAAAAUCUACGCUGUCAUCGUGGUUCUUUUCUGUACUACAUUUCAGCUUUCAGAUUGUUAUGAAAAUCCUGAUGAUCUAAACUCCAAUCCUAAUGAAACCAAAUCAUUCCCUACCCAAGUUCCGUCCCGCUCAAAGCGGGCAAUCGUAUGGGCGGAAUGCGGCCAGCUGCCUCGAAUAGUCGGCGGUGAGCCGACCCACAUUUCGGAAGCACCCUACCAGGUCGGAAUUCGAAUAGUGCGUUUCCCGGUCCUGUCGGCUUGGCGCAGUCAGCUUACUUGCGGCGGAUCGUUGAUCGCUCCCCGAUUGGUCCUUUCGGCGGCCCAUUGCUUCAGGUCAUGGUUCAAUAACCCGCGGUACUUCAAAGUGACCUUGGGGAGCACGUUUCGGGCUAUUCGGACUACCGGAUCUCAAGCGCGGGAUGUCGUCAAGCUGAUCAUACAUCCGGAGUUCCGAGUGAGUCCUGACGUGCGAUUUGAUAUUGCCCUGGUGGUGCUGGACAGGAAGGUGAAAGAAUCUCGGUUCAUAAAGUUUGUAGAGCUUCCAUCGCAUCCGGUAAAGCCGAAUACGAGUUGUACAAUUACCGGUUGGGGUCGGAUGAUCCAUUCUAUGGCGGAGAGACCCAAUUGUAUGUUGAAGGCAACCGUACCGAUAUUGGACUUGGACGAAUGCCGCAGGAGAGGCGUAUUGCCAAUCGCAGAUGGGUUUCUCUGUGCAGGUUUCUUUGAGGGGGGCGUUGAUUCGUGCAGUGGAGAUUCCGGAGGUCCCUUGGUAUGCGGUGGGGUACAGUAUGGUAUCGUUAGCUAUGGUCAUCAAUGCGCGCAGGCGGAUAAUCCCGGAGUCUACACGGAUGUCUACCAAAAUUUGAAAUGGAUCAUGAAAGAAUCUGUCAAUGGUGGAAGUGGCGGUCCGCAGGUGGCGAUUUUUGUUGUUGCGAUCGUCAAGUUUUGGUCGAUUCAUAAUUUAAUAUAUUGAAGUAUCACAUUCA